AAGCAGAAGAGUCAGAUGAUGAAGGAGAAGAUUGAGAAGAUGAACAAAGAGAUCUCAUCUCUUUCGAGCACUAUCAAAGCCCUAGCAAAGGAGAUGGGAGCUGGUCCCAACACAUUGUUACAGAACUACAAGAGCACAGUGGAGAGAGCCCAGUGCACACUGCAGUAUCCAGAGGGGGUUUCAGGAGCUUUGAUCAAUGUGGCAAAGCACCUGGGCAACCUGAAGUUCAGAGUCUGGGAGAAGAUUAAAGACACUGUACAGUACACUCCUGUGACUCUGGAUCCCAACACUGCGCAUCCAAAUCUCCUCCUAUCUGAGGAUCUGACCGGUGUGCGACUCAGUGAAGAGAGACAGCAGCUUCCUGAGAACCCAGAGAGAUUCGACAGGCUGUCCAGUGUCCUGGGCGCUGAGGGCUUCAACUCUGAAACUCACUCCUGGGACGUGGAGCUCAGGGACAGUGACGUCUGGUUCCUGCAUGUGAAGACAGAGUCUUCCCAGAGGAAAGGAGGCGUUUCCUGCAGCAAAGACAUCUGGGGUGUGGGUCAGUUUAGUGGGGAAUAUGAAAUAGUCUUCCCGUCCAAGCCGGUCACUCCUCUCAACGUGAAGCUGAAACUCGAGAGGAUCAGAGUGCAGCUGGACUGGGACAGAGGAGAGUUCUCGUUCUCCGACUGCCUCAAUAACAUCGACCUGCACACGUUCACUCACACUUUCACUGAGAGAGUAUUUCCAUACAUUUAUACUCCAGACUCGCUAAAGAUUGUACCAGGAACUUAUUGA
Alosa sapidissima (American shad) is the source of this 777-nucleotide messenger RNA. RefSeq names its product zinc-binding protein A33-like. Lineage: Eukaryota; Metazoa; Chordata; Actinopteri; Clupeiformes; Clupeidae. The coding region runs from base 16 to 777 and encodes 253 amino acids. The record is from RefSeq and is a predicted model, not a curated record. The transcript is spliced from 5 exons.